AUGGAAGCUAUCCCUAAAGAUGAUUCCUCAUUAUCUGAAAGAAGAAGAGAGCUCCACAAGGAAGUUGAAGUAGCUAAGAGGAAUUUGACCCAACAGAAAACUAUAUCAGAAGUGGAGUCUAAGUUAGUAGAACAACAACUUGCAGAAGAAAACAAACUUUUAAAGGAACAAGAAAACAUGAGAGAUGUGGUGUUCACCCUUGUCCGUUUGACUCAAACCAAAACUGAUGAAAGGGAGCAAAAAUCCAAAGACUUCCUGAAGGCUCAGAAAAAAUAUACCAACAUUGUUAAAGAAAUCAAAGCAAAGGAUCUUGAAAUCAGGAUACACAGGAAGAAAAAACGUGAGAUUCAUCGGAGACUUAGAGAGUUUGCUAAACUGUAUGACACCAUUCGAAAUGAAAGAAACAAAUUUGUUAAUUUACUUCACAAAGCUCACCAGAAAGUAAAUGAAAUAAAAGAAAGGCAUAAAAUGUCAUUAAAUGAACUUGAAAUUUUAAGAAAUAGUGCAGUUACUCAAGAAAGAAAGUUACAAAAUUCUAUGCUGAAACAUGCCAACAAUGUUAUCAUCAGAGAGAGCAUGCAAAAUGACGUGUGCAAAAUUGUAUCAAAACUUCAAGAAAUGAAGGAGAAAAAGGAAAUGAAGUUAAAUAACAUUGACAGGCUUGCCAAUAUGAUCACAGUGAUUGAAGAGGAGAUGGUGCAGCUUCGCAAAAAAUAUGAUAAAGCCAUUCAGUGUCGGAAUGAGAGUGGCGUUCAGCUGAUAGAACGGGAACAAGAAGUAAGCAUUUUUUAUGAAAAAAUAAAUAUCCAAGAGAAGAUGAAACUAAAUGGAGAAAUUGAACUACAUGUCCUAGAAGAAAAGAUCCGAUUCCUGAAACUGAAGAUUGCUGAGAAACAAAGACAGAUUCAUGCAACCCAGAAAUUACUGCCAGCCAAGAGGUCUCUAGAUGCCGAUCUAACUGUACUCCAGAUUCAGUUUUCACAGUGUACAGACAGAAUAAAAGACCUGGAGAAAAAGUUUAUAAAUCCUGAGGGUAAGAACAGAACUCGCUUCCUUCCAGGGAAAGACCUGACCGAAAAAGAAAUGAUCAAAAAAUUAGAUGAGCUGGAACUACAACUGGCCAAGAAGGAGGAGAAGUUACUGGAGAAGGAUUUCAUCUAUGAACAGGUCUCCAGGCUCACGGACAGGCUCCGCAGCAAAACUCAAGCCUGCCAACAGGACACACUUCUCUUAGCCAAAAAGAUGAAUGACUAUCAGAAAAGGAUCAAAGAUGCUACUAAAAAAAUGAUGGCUCUUGUUGCUGAGCUCUCCAUGAAACAAGCCCUGACCAUCGAACUCCAAAAGGAAGUCAGGGAGAAAGAAGACUUCAUCUUCUCUUGCAAUUCCAGGAUAGAAAAGGGUCUGCCACUCAAUAAGGAGAUUGAGAAAGAAUGGUUGAAGACACUUCGAGAUGAAGAAAUGUAUGCCUUGGCCAUUGCUGAAAAAUCUCAGGAGUUCUUAGAAGCAGAUAAUCGCCAGCUGCCCAACAGUGUUUACACGACUGCAGAGCAGCGUCCAAAUGCCUACAUCCCAGAAGCUGAUGCCACUCUUCCUUUACCCAAACCUUACGGCGCGUUGGCUCCUUUUAAGCCCAGUGAACCCGGAGCCAAUAUGAGACACAUAAGGAAACCUGUUGUAAAGCCAAUUAAAAUCUGAAUAUGUGAUCCAAUGCAGGCCCCUCAAGGAGAGGACUUCAACCUGCCUGCCUCAUACCCACAGCUGGAAAAUGUGAGCUUAAUUGUUCUAAAAUCACAGAUAAGUAGGGUGACCACAAUUAAUCAACAACAGAGUGCAACAUGAUUUUCAUUUACCCCCCAACUACUAUAUUUUACGUGAUAUUGAGUAGGACAUAGAAUUGUCCUACAAUUAUGUCAACACAUAUCUUUCAAUUGCUUGUUUAUUUCUUGUCCACUAGAAAUAUGUAGUAAGGAAGGUGCUAUAAAAAUGCACUAAAAAUAAAUCCAUUUUAUGAAGUA
Molecule: messenger RNA, 2015 nt
Organism: Carlito syrichta (Philippine tarsier)
Lineage: Eukaryota; Metazoa; Chordata; Mammalia; Primates; Tarsiidae
Gene: CCDC146
Product: coiled-coil domain containing 146
Exons: 10
Coding region: 1-1695 (564 amino acids)
Cellular component (GO): cytoskeleton
Source: RefSeq, a predicted model, not a curated record